This is a messenger RNA of Aspergillus heteromorphus CBS 117.55, 1166 nucleotides long. RefSeq names its product formyltetrahydrofolate deformylase. Gene Ontology annotation, molecular function: formyltetrahydrofolate deformylase activity. NCBI's taxonomy places the organism in Eukaryota, Fungi, Ascomycota, Eurotiomycetes, Eurotiales, Aspergillaceae. Gene Ontology annotation, biological process: 'de novo' IMP biosynthetic process. The coding region runs from base 59 to 910 and encodes 283 amino acids. The record is from RefSeq and is a predicted model, not a curated record. The transcript has a single exon.
UGCUUCCGCGUCCUUGAUUCAACAUCAAUCCCCCCAAUCCAGCCCCCCCGUCUCCAAAAUGAGCUAUAUCCUCACCCUCUCCUGCCCGGACCGCCCGGGCAUCGUCCACUCCGUGACGGCCUACCUGGUGCAGCACACCCUCAACAUCAUCGACAGCAGUCAGUACGGCGACCCCACCAGCCAGCGUUUCUUCAUGCGCGUCCACUUCAAGGACGAAUCCUCCCCCUCGAAGUCCCUCGCCGACCUGCGCGCCGCCUUUGAACCCACCGCCCAAUCCCUGUCCAUGGACUUUCAGCUCGUUUCCGCAACCACCAAGCCGCGCGUGCUGCUCAUGGUCUCCAAGAUCGGCCACUGCCUCAAUGACCUUCUCUUCCGCGCGUCCACCGGUCAGCUCCCCAUUGACAUCCCGCUGAUCGUGUCCAACCACCCGGACUUCUCCACUCUGGCCGCGACCUACAACAUCCCCUUCGUACACCUCCCCGUGACGGCCGAUACCAAGCCCCAGCAGGAGGGCCGCAUCCUCGAGCUCAUCCGCGAGCACGAUGUCGAGCUGGUCGUCCUGGCCCGGUACAUGCAGGUUCUCUCGCCGACGCUGUGCGAGGCCAUGUCUGGAAAGAUCAUCAACAUCCACCACAGUUUCCUGCCGAGUUUCAAGGGCGCCAAGCCCUACCACCAGGCGUUCGACCGCGGUGUCAAGAUCGUCGGUGCGACGGCGCACUUCGUCACCAGCGACCUGGACGAGGGCCCGAUUAUCGAGCAGAAUGUCGUCCGUGUCAGCCACGGCAUGAGCCCCAAGGAGUUGACGCACGCGGGAUCAAACGUGGAGAGCAAUGUGCUGGCUACCGCGGUCAAGUACUUCGCGGAGCGGAGAGUGCUGCUCAACGGACACAAGACCGUUGUUUUCAACUAGUUUGUCUGUCUUGGUUAGUGGUAUAUAGGGAGAGGUAGGGAGUAUAAUGGUCUGGCGCGCGUGGGGUGACAUGGUAACCAGCAGAUCCACUUCAAGGGGUGGGUAAUCCUGAUGUAUAGCUCUCAGAUGGGGUCAUAAGCAUGUUGAUGGGAUAGCCGAUGGGAAGGGCGCAGGCUAUAUAGAAGAGAACCGGAUCUCCGGCGGUGCGCUUAGGCGCGGAGUAAGCAAUCUCGGAGAGAUUGGAGCAACAAUGAAC